Molecule: messenger RNA, 1981 nt
Organism: Labrus mixtus (cuckoo wrasse)
Lineage: Eukaryota; Metazoa; Chordata; Actinopteri; Labriformes; Labridae
Exons: 9
Coding region: 125-1549 (474 amino acids)
Source: RefSeq, a predicted model, not a curated record
CCGACAAGCUCGUCGUGUUGCAGGACUAAUCACUUAUUAACCAUCUGAAUGUUAGUCAGCUAAAUACUCGGGCCGCAGUUUCAACCGGCGUGUCUCCGUGUGUGUCUGCGUCUGCGUCACUGUCAUGCCUCUGUUGAUGGUCUCCCACCACAGGGGUCAGGAGGGGUCAGGGCAGGCGGAGAGAGGGGGCUGGGACGGGGCCUGUAAAUGGACGGAGGAGGUGAUGGAGGACGGGGAGGGAGAAGUCGCUGAGAGGAGCUGGAAUCUGGAGAGUUUAAGAGAAACACUAGCUGCUUAUCAGCCACAGGAGAUAUCUUGGUCACAGAUCCGGAGGAAACUGCCACACUGGAAUCUGAACUUUAGAGGCUGCUACAGUUUCGCUCUUGUUGCCGCAGUGUGGUCUGUCUGCCAGGUGGAGGCGCCGCUGCACCCCUCUGUGUUACUGGUGGAUGUGUGCUGGAGGCUGGUGCUGGUGUGUUCGGUGUGGAUGGGCCUGGGAGGUUGUGUCCAUGCCUUGAAGAGCAGCCUGCGGCCAGGUCAGACCCAGGGGGAACGUGCACAAAGGAUGGAAGAGGAAGUCGUGUCUGAAAACAGGAAUAUCCAGUAUUCAUGGAAGCCUCAGCGGAGGAGCCCGGGCCCCGGCGUUCCUCUUGACCUCGCCUUGGCCGACAGCCUGCUGCUGUGUUUGCUUCAGGAGCCCCUCCGAGACCCCACUGUACCCAACAUAAAGACUCAGAUCUGCAGGCUGGAGUCAGUGUUUUACAAACUGGAAGAAGCAGAUAUUGGCUCAGAUGCGACACUGGAAGAGAUGGAUUAUAACUCUAAACUGACAGACAAAGUAAAGCUCAUCAGAAACUACCUGCAGAAGAGGAUGAGCUCACUGUGCAGACUCGUCCAGGUGCAGGGGGAUUUUGAGUCCAGCGUGAAGGACAUGUUGGAGGGCCUGGAUGGCCUCUGGGCUCAGCUGGAGGAGCUCCACACGGGGGUCACACUCUCCAAAGAGGGGAGUCAAGGCCACAGGGACCUGGCCUCGGCCCUGACAGAUGCAGAGACUUUGUUUGCAGUCCUGGGCCGCUACAGGAAAAGACUUCAGCGCUGCCAGAGUCAUCUGAAAGAAAGCACACAACUACUGCAGGAGUUGAUCUGGAGUCACACUCAUAUUCGCAACAGUGUGAGCAGCAGCAGUGAGUCUGUGUGGCCUGAGCUGCUGCUUCAGUCCAACAUUGAGCAGUUUGACAAGGUGCAGGAGAAUUUCCUCUCCAUGGAGCAGCAGACCUCUACCUUUCAGGCCCACCUGGAGGGACUUGGAAAGGGGCAUCAGGACGGGAAUGCAGGGCUCAUUGCUCAUUCAGGCUCAGUGUCUCCACAGACUUCCCUUCAUCUCCACGGUGGACGCACAAAUUUGUCACAAGAGCACCAGAGCUUGCCCUCUGCAUCGGAGAAAAACACAGACACAGAAAAAAACCCUCUUCUGUUACUGUGCGAGCGGUCAGCUCUGCAGUUCUCCUCCACUAUUAGUCGCCUGCGCAAAUCUGUUAGGAGGAAGUGAUUUCUUCUAGACUCUACUAAUGCAACAGAUUUUAUAAAUAGAAAGGCAUCAAUUACCAAAUUCAUUAUUUUCAAAUGUUGAUCAUUUGCUGGUUGUCUGAAAAUGUAUUAUUUAUUAUUCUCUGAUAAACUCAAUGCCUGUCUGUUUUUUUUUUUAUAAACUUUUUGUAUGUUGCUGUAGUUUGUGUUUUCAAGACUUUCCAUUAGAAGAAUAUUUCAAACACAAGGGGGCACACUUCCACCAGUCAUUGCAAGCGUGACAAGUCGCCGCAUUCAUUCAGACUAUCAAACCACAAACCUCAGUUUAGUCACCUCAGCUCUCUGUCUGCAAUGAGGCCUGGACCUUUUUCCUUUCAGUCGGCUUUAUAGGAGGAAAAAUGUUGGACAGUCUGCUCAAACACGUGGCCCAUAAAUAAGAUCAGAACACCGUGCG